Helianthus annuus (common sunflower) is the source of this 471-nucleotide messenger RNA. RefSeq names its product leucine-rich repeat extensin-like protein 5. The coding region runs from base 1 to 471 and encodes 156 amino acids. The record is from RefSeq and is a predicted model, not a curated record. The transcript is spliced from 2 exons. NCBI's taxonomy places the organism in Eukaryota, Viridiplantae, Streptophyta, Magnoliopsida, Asterales, Asteraceae.
AUGGACAUGGAUGAAGACACCGAUCCCGUCGAACCUCCAACCGGGAUGCCUACUCACCCCAUCGAGAUCUUAGAUGGGUCAUCCUUCCAUGGAUCACCUUACCAUGGUCCAGACAGCUACCAGGCGAGAUUUGCCCAAUAUGAUUGGGUAUUUACUCCUUCUUACCACUCCUCGCCUCAUCAGCAGCAGGAUCCCUCCGAGGAUUCUCGUUUUGUGGCGGUCACUCCACCGCCACCACCACAGUUCACGGCGUACAAUCCUUUUAAGCAGCCGGCCCAUACCAACUACAACUAUGCGGAGGUUGACCCAUACCAGGUAGCAUGGGACUACAAUGCUCUCCACCCUGAGGGGCCCUAUGGAGCUCCCUGGGGAGUUGGAUACCCAGCUUAUGGGUACCAACAACCGCCACCUCCUCAACCUCCACAUCAGCAGCCGCCGCAGCCGCAAUUGAUACCACCAGAGCGACAAUAG